UCUUGGAGAUUUUUCCAUGUUAUUACAUUAUGUAGAUAUAAUCCUUUAAUCUACUGAUUAGUAUUACAAUAUAAGGGUCUACUAUGAGUUAUUUAACCAUACUCUCAUUAGUGGGCUUUUACUUACUGUAAUUAGUGUUUUUCUGUUGCAAACAGUACAUCCUGUACACACCCCAUGUGUAUAUAUACAAGUAUUUCUCUAAGGUAAAUACAUAAAGGUAGAAUUACUGAACUGAAAAGUAUGUAUGUUUUUAAUUUUAUUAGAGGCUACCAAAUUUCCUACAAAAAAGCUGUGUCAGUUGGCACUUCUACGAACCGUAUAUCGUGGCAUUCUGUGCCCCCCAUAGUCUUGCUAGCAUAGGAUAAUAAAUGUUUUCUUAAUUUUGAUGGGAGACAAAUAAGAAGAUAUUGUUUUAGUUUAUAUCUUUUCAUAUGCUUAUAAGCCAUAUGCAUAAUUUUCUUUUAUGAUUACUGUUUUAUAUCCUUUGUCAAUUUUUCUGUUGGGUUAUUGAUUCUUCUUUUAUAUUGAUUUUUAGAAACUCAUAUAUUAUGGGCAAAGUACUUGUUGUAUAUGUUCUAAUAUUUCCCCUCUGUCUGUAGCUUACCAUUUAGCUUUUUAACAAUUAAUUAACUUUAUCUUUUAGAGCAGUUUUAGAGUCACAGAAAAACUGAUGGAAAGUACCGUGAGUUCCAACAUACCGCCUGUCCCCAUACAUGCAGAACCUCCUCGACUGUCCACAUCCUGCAGCACAGUGGUGCAUUUGUUACAAUCAAUGCUCUACAGUGACACAUCAUUAUCACCCAAAGUCUGUAGUUUACAUUACGCUUGACUCUUGGCAUUUAAACUUUCAUAUGAUGUAUUUUAUUUUAUUGAAAUUUAAAACUUAAAUGAAGGCAACUUUAUCAAUUUUUUUUUCUUAAGACUUUCUAAAUUUUUUAUUUUGACCAGGUUUUUUAGUACUCCUGUUUCAAGAUUAUUAUCAUAGCCCCUCUAUAAUUUCUUGUAGUAUUUUUUUAAUUUAAAAAUUUUAUAUUAGCUCUUUAAUUGAAGGGGGUCAUGGAGUGGGUUAGGGAAUUAACGUUUAUCCACUAAUGGUCAGUUUUUGCAAAACCAUUUAAAAUGGUACUUUUAUCAUAAACAAAAUUCCUGUAUAUAUAGUCUAUUUCCUGAUUCUCUAUUCUUUUAUGAAGGCAUCUGUCUGACUUGCACAAUAUUUUUGAAAAAAGUAACAGUUUUAUUGAAGUAUAAUUGGAUACAAUGUCAGAAAACAAAUUUGGACCUAGAUAAGGAAAGGCUUUAUUCAGAAGAAAGACUAUUGUAAUAGGGAGAACACUCUGAUCUCAUAAAUCUGGAAGCGUUUCAAAAUCAAACAGAAAAAGAUUUUUCUUUUAUAGGGUAAAGGUGGGGGCAAGCAGAGAUAAGCAGAAUCUUUUAAGGGGAAGCUGGAUAAGUAAGGGGAAAUGACCAGCAAGAUCUGAUAGGAGAGUGACCUGCUGUGGUCAGCUGAUUUCCAGGAGAAGCUGAAGGAGAGGAGGGGCACUUUCUCUUUUUUUGUGGGGACAAGCAGAGUUCAGGGGCCUUGCUAAGGUUUGGGUAAGACAAAGCAAAAGGUAAGAAAUAGGCAGUUAUGAACACUUGGUCAACAAUAAACUACACACGUUUAAAGCACACAAGUUGAUGAGUUUUGACAUAUGCAUACAUAUAUGAAACCAUCACCACAGUCAAGAUAAUGAACAUAUCAUCAGCCUUGAAAGUUCUUUGUGACCCUUGGUAAUCCCUUCUUCCCACCCCUUUUUGUUCCUCCAUCCUUCUGAGGCAAUCAGCAAUCUGCUUCCUGUCAUUAUACAUUGGUGUGCAUUUCCUAGAGUUUCAUAUAAGUGGAACGACACUUUUUUUCUGGCUUCAUUCACUCGGCAUAAUUACUUUGUGAUUCAUCAUGUUGCUACUGUGUCAGUAGUUCAUUCCUUUUUAUUGUUGUUUAUGGUUGAGUAGUAUGGAUAGACUACAGUUUAUCUAUUCAUCUGUUGAUGUAUAUUUGGGCCAUUUCCAGUUUUUGGCUAUUACACAUAAAGCUGCUGUGAACAUUUACAUACAAGUCUUUAUAUGGACUUAUGUUUUCAUUUCUCUUGGGUAAAUACCUUGGAGUGAGAUGACUGGGUCAUAUGGUGGUGUAUAUUUAACUUUUCAAGAAUUUACAAACUGUUUUCCAAAGUGGUUGUACCAUAUUACAUUCCCAGUACUAGUGUAUGAGAGUUCUAGUUCUUUCACAUUCUUGCCACCACUUCAUAUGGUCAGUCUUUUCAAUUUUAGCCAUUCUAUUAGGUGUGACGUUGUGCCUCAUUGAGGUUUUAAUUUGAAUUUCCCUAAUGACUAGUAAUAUUGAACAUGUUUUCAUGUGCUUAUUUGCCAUCUGUUUAUCUUUUUUGGUUACAUGUCUGUUAAACUCUUUUCUCCAUUUUAAAGAUUGGGUUAUUUUCUUAUUAUUGAGUUUUGAGAGUACUUCUUAUAUUCUGGUUACAAGUCCUUUAUCAGAUAUAUGGUGUGCAAAUAUAUUCUCCCAAUCUGUAGCUUGACUUUUAAUUACCUUAACAGUAUCUUUUGAAGAGUAGACAUUUUAUAUUUUGGUGAAGCCCAUUUUAUCAAUUUGUGCUUUUGUGUGUUGUGCUUUUGGUGUUGUAUCUAAGAAAUCUUUGCCUAAUCCAAGGUUGGAAAAGUUUUCUCCUAGAAGCUUUAUAGUUUUAGGUUUUACAUUUAGAUCUAUGAUCCAUUCUAACUUAAUUUUUUGUAUGGUGCUAGGUAUAGACUAUAGCUCAUUUAUUUUAACAUUUUUAUUUUGAAAUAAUUAUAAACUGACAGGAAGUUGCAAAUGUAUUUUUCACCCAGUUUUCCCUAAAGGUGACAUCUUAUACAGCUGUAGUACAGUAUAAAACCCAGGACAUUGACAUUGGUACUUUAACUAGAUUGCAGACUUUAUUCAGUUUUUACCAUUUUUAACCUGCAUUUGUGUGUGUGUCAAUGUAGUUUUAUCCCCUAUAUAGAUUUAUGUAACCACCACCUCAGUUAAAAUACAGAAGUAUUCCAUCACCACAAAAGAACUCCCUCCUGCUACCUCUUUGUAUUCACACCCACCCCAGCUCCAGCCCUUAUCCUUGUCCCUGGCUACCUCUUAUGUGUUCUCCAUCUGUGGUUUUGCCAUUUCAAUAAUGUUGUAUAAAUGGAAUCAUACAAUAUAUAACCUUUUGAGACUGAGUUUUUCACUAAGUUUAAUGCCUUUGAGGUCAAUCUAGGUUGUUGCAUGUAUUAAUACUUCAUUCCUUUUUAUUGCUGAGUAAUAUUCCAUUGUAUCGCCAUUACUGCAGAGAACUUGGAAUAAUGUUUAUGCUGGUAUUUCUACUAGCCCAGAGGUCCUGUCUGGAGUUUGUUUAAACAUUCACUCAUCAAAGGACAUUUGGGUUGUUUCUAACAUUUUGCUAUUAUGAAUAAAGCUGCUAUGAAUGUAUUUCAUUGUUUAUCAUCAAAGAAUUAAAGAAAAAUAUGGUCUUCAUCAGUAAACAGAUAAAGAAUCUUAGCAGAGAAAUGUAAACUAAAAAAGGACCAAAUGGAAAUUAUAGAACUAAAAAGUCUAAUAAAUGAAAGAUUCACUGAAUAGAAUUAAUAAUAGACUAAGAUGGCAGAAAAAAGAGUCAAUGAACAUGAAGUAGGGAAAAAGAAAUAAUCCAAUCUAAAGAACAAAAUAGGAAAGGUUAAAGAAAAGUCAACAGAGCAUCAGGGACAUGUAGGCAAUAUCAAAUAGUAUCAUGUAACUAUAAGUGAAAUCCCAGGAGGAGAGUGAGAAUGAGAGGGAAAAAAUAUUUAAAGAAAUAAUGGCUGAAAAUUUCCCAAAUUAAGGAAGAACAUUGAGUUACAAUUCCAAAAUAGUAAGUGAAUCCAAAUCAGAAUGUUUACAAGGAAAGUUCACCGAGGCACAUUGUAAUCAAAGUGCUGAGAUAAACAGAAAAUAAUGAAAAAAGCCAGAAGACAAUCGGGAACAAUUAUGUGCAUGGCAGCAGCAGAUUUCUUCUCUGAAACAGUAAGGGCCAGAAGACAGAGGAACAGCGAAUUUACUGUUCUGAAAGGAAAAAACUGUCAACCUAGAAUUAUAUACAUAGGAAAAAUAUGCUUCAAAAAUUAAGGAAAGCUUCUUUCCCCUGCACCUCUCUCUUCCUCUCCCCUAUCUUCUCUCCCUUUUCCCCUUCUCCUUCCCUUCUCAAACAAUUCAGACCUGAAGACGUUAGUUGGAACAUAAGAGAGUAGGUAUCUCUGUGGGUGGGAGGUUGGGGAGGUGUGCGGAGCCACAGUGGCUCAAAGUGGAGUGAGAGAAGGCAAGUUAGAUACAAAGAAUGGUCACAUAAGGUGAAGACCCACCCAACAGAGAAGUCAGACUGAGCAUGGAGAGAAAUGCAUUCAUGGAUGCUUAAUUUCCUGUGAUCAUUAAGCAUACUGUUAUGGACUGAAUGUGUCCCCCCAAAAUUCAUAUGUUGAAGCCCUAACCGCACCCCCCCACCCUCCCUUGCCCCCAGUGUAUUUGGAGAUGGAGCCGCUAGGGAAGUAAUUAAGGUUAAAUGAGGUCAUAAGGGUGGGGUCCUGAUCUGAUAGGAUUAGUGUCCUUAUAAGAAGAGACACUAGAAUUGUAUGGUGAUGGAUGGUAACUAGACUUAUGGUGAUGAUCACUUUAUAGUGUAUACAAAUACCAAUUAUAUUGUUGUACACCUGAAAUUUAUACAAGGUUAUAUACCAGUUUUACCUUAAAAAAACAAAAACCUCCAGAAAACGUGACCAUGCAGUUUUUGUGGUACCAGCCCUGCCCUUCUCUUGCUUGCUGGGAAUUAUAAAACCCAAGACUGGAAACUAGAACCUACCCUGGGCAGCCUCUCUGAGAAGAUGCAUUGUCUUCCUCUCCCCCUGCUGCUCUUUCUCCUGUGCUCCAGAGCUGAACCUGGAGAGAUCAUCGGGGGCACAGAGUGCAAGGCACACUCCCACCCCUACGUGGCCCACCUGGAAAUUGUCACUCCCCAAGAUGAUCUGGUGAAUUGUGGUGGUUUCCUGAUAAGACAAGAUUUUGUGCUCACAGCUGCUUGCUCCUCAGGAAGGUCUAUAUUGGUCACCCUUGGAGCCCAUAACAUAAAAGAAGAAGACACAUGGCAGAAGCUUGAGGUUAUAAAACAAUUCUCUCAUCCAAAAUAUGAGGGCUUUGUUGUUUGCCAUGACAUCAUGCUACUAAAGUUGAAGGAGCAAGCCAACCUGACCCUGACCGUGGGGACACUCCUUCUUCUACCCCAGUUCUGCUUCAUCCCACCUGAGAGAAGGUGCUGGGUGGCUGGCUGGGGAAUAACCGAAGUGGAGGAAUCAGGCUCCUACACUCUGCAAGAGGUGAAGCUGAGACUUGUGGAUCCCCAGGCCUGCAGACACUUCACAACUUUUGACCACAAUCUCCAGCUGUGUGUUGGCAAUCCCAGGAAGACAAAAUCUACAUUUAAGGGAGACUCAGGGGGCCCUCUUCUGUGUGUUGGAGUGGCCCAGGGCACUGUCUCCUAUGGAUGGUGGGACGCAAAGCCCCCUGCUGUAUUCACCCAGAUCUCCCAUUACCGGCCCUGGAUCAGUGGGGUCCUAAAGUGAAUUAACCUUGGAGCCUGGGCCAGCCUGAGGGGAAGGGAAUCUGGAAUUGGACCUGAGCAGGUUCUCUGUGCCACUCACUCUGGAGCUGCCUCUGGUUCCUGCUGAAGUCCUGUCAUAUCCCUAAGCUUCAAGAAGUUUCUUCCAGGUCACAGAAUUCUCAAUAAACCUCAAUAAAGACCCAGCUUCCAGAAAAAAAAAAAAAAAAAGACACUGGGGAGCUCACCUGUUCUCUCUCUGAACACUUCCCCUGAAGAAAGGCCAUGUGAGCACACAGCAAGAAGGCAGCUGUCUACAAGCCAGGAAGAGAGUCCUCACCAGAAGCCGAAUUGGCUGGAACUUUGAUCUUGGUCCUCUAGCCUCCAGAGCUGUGGCAUAGUAAAUUUCUUUUGUUUAAGCCACCAGUUUAUGGUAUCUUGCCCUGGCAGUCCUAGCAGACUAAAAUACUGUAUGAUUUCAGUCCUUUGAAAUAUGUUGAGACCUAAAUAGUUGUGGCUAAAGAGUCACUGUUGAAUCCGAAAGGAUAGUAAGUGACUGUUUCUAGAGAGUAACUGCUCUAGCCAGGUUAGAAAGAAGUAGAUUUUGUGGUCUAAGAUAAGAAUUUUAUUGAUGGAUAUUGAUGAUGACUCAUUUCUUUAUUGA
Messenger RNA from Diceros bicornis minor, 6294 nucleotides. Its product is annotated as chymase-like. NCBI's taxonomy places the organism in Eukaryota, Metazoa, Chordata, Mammalia, Perissodactyla, Rhinocerotidae. Gene Ontology annotation, molecular function: serine-type endopeptidase activity. Gene Ontology annotation, cellular component: intracellular membrane-bounded organelle; cytoplasm. The record is from RefSeq and is a predicted model, not a curated record. Gene Ontology annotation, biological process: proteolysis. The transcript has a single exon. The coding region runs from base 4921 to 5655 and encodes 244 amino acids.